This is a messenger RNA of Schistocerca gregaria, 2292 nucleotides long. RefSeq names its product carboxypeptidase M. Gene Ontology annotation, cellular component: cell surface. NCBI's taxonomy places the organism in Eukaryota, Metazoa, Arthropoda, Insecta, Orthoptera, Acrididae. Gene Ontology annotation, biological process: proteolysis. The coding region runs from base 148 to 1788 and encodes 546 amino acids. Gene Ontology annotation, molecular function: metallocarboxypeptidase activity; zinc ion binding. The transcript is spliced from 11 exons. The record is from RefSeq and is a predicted model, not a curated record.
UCCGCCGCAGGUACGCGUCCGCUCACUCAGUUGUCCGCCGGCCGCCGAGCAGUAGCGAGCCCGUCACGUCCGCUGCUGGUAUCGCCGACACAGUGGGGAACGGCCUGCGCGCUGGAGAAACGUAACAGUCUCAGGAGCGGCCACGCGAUGCGCCCGUCGACGCUGUUCUCGUCGUGCGUGCUGGUGGCGUUCGUGUACCUGCUGGUGUGGGCCGUCGAGGAGGCGAUGGGCGCCGGCGUCGCGGCCGCAGCGGAGAGCACGGGCCGUAUCGCCUUCCACGGCGACGCCGCACCGGACCUGCUGGUGUCCGCCCCCGACACCGCAGACGACGCCUCCCCCUCCGCCCCCGCCGCGGACGUCGACCUCACCGCCCCCGAGCACGUGCGCGCCGCCUACCGCCAGCACUACGACGGCGACUACACUCUCGACUUCGGCUACCACAACUACGACCGCAUGACCAAAUUCCUGCGGAUGACCUCCGUCAAGUUCCCGACGCUCACCGCUCUUUACUCUAUCGGGAAGUCUGUGCAAAACCGCGACCUGUGGGUGAUGGUGGUAUCUUCGUCGCCGUACGAGCACAUGAUUGGAAAACCGGACGUGAAGUACGUGGCCAACAUGCACGGUAACGAGGCCGUGGGUCGCGAACUCAUGCUGCACCUCAUCCAUUAUCUGGUUACGAGCUACCACACAGACCCAUACAUCAAGUGGUUGCUGGACAACACACGCAUCCAUAUCCUGCCAUCGAUGAACCCUGACGGCUUUGAGGUGGCUCGUGAAGGCCAAUGUGACGGCGGCCAGGGGAGGUACAAUGCACGAGGCUUUGAUUUAAACCGCAACUUCCCAGAUUAUUUCAAGCAGAAUAAUAAACGAGGGCAGCCGGAAACAGAUGCAGUGAAAGAGUGGAUCUCUAAGAUUCAGUUUGUGCUAUCAGGAGGUCUACAUGGAGGGGCACUUGUAGCAAGCUAUCCAUUUGACAAUACACCAAAUUCGAUCCGCAGCAGUAUCAAAAAUGCUGGAAUGGGACUUGCUGCUGUUACUGGCAAUCAGUAUCUUGCUUCUGUGUUUCAAAGCUAUGCAUCAACACCAUCAUUAACACCAGAUGAUGAUGUAUUCCGGCAUUUGGCUCUUACUUACUCUGAGAACCACCCUGUAAUGCGGUUAGGUGGUGCCUGCAAACCUGGUGCACCUUCGUUCAGUCGUGGUAUCACUAAUGGUGCAGCAUGGUAUCCACUAACAGGUGGUAUGCAGGACUUCAACUAUGUAUGGUAUGGUUGCAUGGAAAUAACUCUGGAAUUAUCUUGCUGCAAGUACCCAAGAGCCUCUGAGUUGCCUCGUUACUGGGAAGAAAAUAGAAUGUCACUCGUUAAAUUUCUUGCUGAAGCUCACAGAGGCAUUCAUGGAUUUGUUAUGGAUGAGAAUGGCAAUCCAAUUGAGAAAGCAUCUUUAAAAAUAAAAUCUCGAGAUGUUGGUUUCCAAACAACAAAGUAUGGUGAAUUCUGGAGAAUAUUGCUUCCUGGAGUAUAUAAAUUAGAAGUUUAUGCUGAUGGUUACAUCCCUCGUGAGCUAGAAUUCACAGUUGUGGAACAGCAUCCAACACUUCUCAAUGUUACAUUGCAUCCUGCAAAGCGCCAAGACAACUUCUACAGGCCAACACACCAUUCUGGAGGACCCUACUUUCACCGCCCAAGUAGUGGGCCUAUCAGUAAACCCCUUGGAAGCAAUGGUGGUGGCUUCCUUUCCAGCAUAAGCUCUGGUUUCAACAACCUUGUCAGUAAUUUCUUUGGCUGAGUUGAGGGCUCAAAGUUCACACUGACUAUAAGUGUUUCCACAUCAUACUUGACAAUACCAAAAGAACAAGUGACAAGAUUUUGCUACAAGUUUUGUACAUCCCACCUUCAUAGUUCUGUGUAUGACAAAAGUACAAGUGAUAUGUAUACUUACAUGAAGUGUGUUUCUACAGAUUACUAAAUCCAGAGAAAACUGGUGCCCUAUUUAUGAACUAAGUCUGGAAAUAUUUUCAAAAUUUAUUAUUGUGAAUGUAAGUCCUAGUCUUAUUCUCUCUCCUCAAAGAAUAUUGUAAAUAAUUCAUUUGCUCUUCUGGACACAGAAGCAGUAUUUUUUUGGGACAGAUGUGCAUCACAUGGUGUACUGAGCAAACAGUUUGUUCAGAACCUGGACAAUUCAGCUUCCUACUUCUAUGUACUGAUUUCUUUCUGGAAAAACAUGUUUGUAUUAUAUUUUUUAUGUAUUAUUGUAUUUAUGAACCCCAAUUAAAAAUAAUAAUUCCAGUUA